AUCUAGGCCACGUCAUGGACAAGCUAAACGAUCAUCUGCGCAUCUCGGCAAACAUUUUGUACUGCAACGAGAGCCAGAAGCUGUUGAAUUGGGAGUCGGAGUACCUGCACAAGGCGGAGAUCACACGAAUGAUCUACACCUCGGGGGCAGCUCUGAACUCAACGCAACUGCAGCUGCACAUAGGAGACGGGAGUCAGCUCUUUAUUGUGAUCAGCACAGAGCCACCGUACGAUCUCUUGCAGGUGCUCGAGCUGCGCUUUCAGCACGCCGACUUUCUCAUCGUCACAGACCAACCGAUCGAACAGGACACGUGGCUGGCCUUCGUGCAGUACGCCUUUGAGCAGGGCUAUGUGCGCCUCCUGCUGUACACCGCCUCUGAUGGGGGAGUCUACGGGAAAACGCUGUUCCCCUACGUACGGAUAGAUCCAACCACCGUGGAGGAGUACCUGCGGUACAGGGGCACGCUCAAGAAUCUGCACGGAUAUCCGGUGCGAGUGGCAGCCUACAAGAAUGUGCCGCGCAGCUUCAUGUACGUGAAUGCUUGGGGCAGGACGAUCUAUGCGGGCUUCUACAUGCGGUUUGUGCGCGCCUUUCUGGACUCCAAGAAUGCCAGCUUCGUGCCCGUGCACACGCCCAGCGACUCGCCGGGCAACUGCACCCUCGUGCUGCACAACGAAACGGUGGACAUAUGCGCCGAUUCGCUGGCAGCCAAUCCCCAGAUGUUCAGCCUCACCUAUGGCUUUCGCAUCGCCUAUGCCAAUGUAAUGGUGGCCCAUGCCAAGCCACUGCUCUCGUACCGCUACCUGGAGGCGCCGUUCCAGAACAGUGUCUGGCUGUGCCUGGUGGCGUAUGUCCUGCUGAUCGUCAGUUUCCUCAGCUGCCUGCACUGGCAGCAGUACCGCAGAUGGGACUUCAGCAAGUAUCUAUUGGAGGUGUUCAGCUCGCUGCUCUUCGCAGGCUUCACACUGCAAUCGAUACGCGGGCGGGAGCGCUACAUACUCUUUGGGGUGAUCUUCAUGACGGGCUUUGUGUACUCCACGAUGUACUUGGGGCUGCUGAAGAGCAUGCUCAUUUCGGAGGUGUACGAGCCGCAGAUCAACACCUUUGAGCAGCUGGUGGAGAGCAAUAUCACACUGCUGGUGGAUCCCUACGAUCGCAUUCUGUUCGCCAAGUACAACAUGCCGGAGGUGCUGUGGUCCGUGGUCGAGACGGUGACAUUUGAGACGCUGCUGCACCAUCGGAAUCGCUUCGACCAGCGCUACGCCUACGUUCUCUUCACCGACCGCAUGGACCUGUACGAGACGGCACAGCUAUUUCUGCGGCAUCCUCGUCUGCGUCGCAUACCCAUCAACUUUGCCUUCCUGUUCACCGGCAUUCCCAUGCGCAAGCGCUGGUUCCUCAAGGAGCAUCUGAGCACGGCCUGGUACCAUGCCUUCGAGAGCGGACUUACGCGGAAACUGGCCCAGGAUGCCAACAACGAGGCGAUGAGCGUGGGACACUUGCACUACCUCAUCACGGAGCACUUGGAGGCGAAGCCGCUGGAUCUAGAUUAUUUCGUUAUGCCCACAAUUGCGCUCGCACUCGGCCACAGCCUGGCCCUCAUCAGUUUUGUCAUCGAGUUGACGGCCUGGCGCAUGUGCCGCUCCCGCGAGCAGGUCUAACUGCAAAGUCUGCAGAUGUUGAAGAGGACUUUUGCCAUGGAGUGAUGUUGAUUGAU
Molecule: messenger RNA, 1717 nt
Organism: Drosophila subobscura
Lineage: Eukaryota; Metazoa; Arthropoda; Insecta; Diptera; Drosophilidae
Gene: Ir48b
Exons: 1
Coding region: 15-1661 (548 amino acids)
Source: RefSeq, a predicted model, not a curated record